Cataglyphis hispanica is the source of this 7275-nucleotide messenger RNA. RefSeq names its product DNA-binding protein D-ETS-4 (gene Ets98B). Gene Ontology annotation, biological process: regulation of transcription by RNA polymerase II; cell differentiation. The coding region runs from base 1264 to 3018 and encodes 584 amino acids. Gene Ontology annotation, cellular component: nucleus. The transcript has 7 exons. The record is from RefSeq and is a predicted model, not a curated record. NCBI's taxonomy places the organism in Eukaryota, Metazoa, Arthropoda, Insecta, Hymenoptera, Formicidae. Gene Ontology annotation, molecular function: DNA-binding transcription factor activity, RNA polymerase II-specific; sequence-specific DNA binding.
ACCUGGAAGAAUGAUAUAUUUAAUUAUAAUAAUUCGAUCAAAAUAUCAGACAUUUGUCUUUAAAUCGCACAACUUUUUGUCGAUGCUUAAUUUAUCGAUUAAAAUAUUAAAUAAACACUGUUCUCCAAGAUGAUCAACUGUUUCAUAUCGCUCAUAAAAAGCAGCGAUCAUCUCGUAUUUUUUAGGCGCGCAUAAUCAAUAUGUAUGUAAUUGUCGAUAAUGUUAUGUAACGCCAGAUAAGUUUCUCUCUGGAAACUUUGUCCGUGAAUAAAUCUAUAAAAUCAAACUUACGAUACAAUAGUAAUUAUCGAUUUUACGCUACUCAUUCAUCUUUCUUUCAUUACCGUGAAAAAAUAAAUUGCAUAUAUUUAGUUGAAUUUACUUUUAUUUUGUCGAAUAUUUAUUUCUCAAUUAGCAGUAAUGUUAAUUGUCAGCGAACAUGAAGUAUCGUCUCAUGUCAUGUAGGAUCUUUAGAUCCGGAAUUUUAAUGACCGGUGUUUUUUUUAUUAAGCCUAUCUAUGUUGAAGUGCCAAUAAUAAGGCCAAUAAAUAGAUCUCUUAUUCACCGAUUUAGAUAUUUAAUUGCUUCAGCAAAAGGGGGAGAUCAACGUCACGAGUGGCAUAUGACGCGGUGAUAAAUUAAAAAUCGCAUUAGUCACUUCCGUUGUACAUGGAUAUCUCUACGCGCGUAGAAAUUAUCGCCGUUGCAAUUUCACGCGUCAUUUUUCAAGCUGAUUGCACUCUCUCUCUCUCUCUCUCUCUCUCUCUCUCUCUCUCUCUCUCUCUCUCUCUCUCUCUCUCUCUCUCUCUCUCUCUUGCUCGCACAUAAAAAUCGCGGCAUGUAUGUAUACCUUCCCAAUAAUAAUCCGCCGAUCUCGACGAUAGUUUUGCAAUUCUGGUACGUACCCUCGACUCUCUUUCGACACUGAAUCAUAGAAAGUGUAGCAAUGGCUCCCCACAUGUGUGACUCACAGACGAUGCAUCUGUCGUGGAAUUGCGCGCCGACCGUAAGCGAUCCAUCGUUGCGCGAUUCCCACGGUAAAUCUGUGUCGCAAUCUGCGAUCCCGACACAAUAUGAGCGGAGGACGUUAAUUCAAGAGGAGUGUAAAGACACGUGCAUUUUGCCGUCAGACAUCGGCGAGCUUAAACUUUACGCCCCGAUUAAAUGAAGAAGAGCUGAGAGCAUAGUCAAUCGAGCGGAAAGAAGGUGUCGAAGAGAGACGGCAGUAAGGAGUAAUGCAGGAGCAAAAGGCAGAAAACACCGAUGCCGCAAACAGUGCCCACCGCGGCCGGCUACUCGCCGUCGUUCGACUACAGCACUUUUCAAUUCGAUCUGUCCCUCUUGCCGGAGGAUUACAGCCCGGCCGGCGACCAGCUCGGUCUCAAGAGCUCGCAGAUCAAGCAGGAGGCGCGCUCGCCUCGUCCGGGAUCGCCCACGAUCUACCAGAGCCCGCCGUAUCAGAACGGCGAACUGCCGUUGUCGCCCAAUUAUUCGCACGAGGGAUCCUCGCCAGGAUACCCGACGAGCCCAUACUACGUACCCAGAAGUCCCCAGAGCGCCCAGUUUUAUCCCACCAGCCCGGAACCAUCGGCCAAGCAACCAGUCAAGAGGGAAAAGAGCCUUGAUCUUUUGGCCAUCCUUCAGGAGUCUAGACUCUUAGCCGAGAGUCUGGGCUACCGCGAGGACUCGACCGAUUGCACGGUGCCCUGCACUCCACCCCGUAGCGAGGAAGAUAUCUACAACAGUCUGGACGCGGAUUUUCUGCCGAAGAAGGAGGAUACUGGUGUCCAGGGGCAUUCGUUGCUCAAGGAGAUUCUCUUCAAGGAAGAGCCACGUUCCGUUUCCAGUAGCAACGGUUCAUCUUCUUCCUCUUCCUCCACCUCAUCCUCGCCCAGCCCUUCGUGCGAGUUCGAAAGCAACGGCUCGGCGUUGCGCGAACUCCUCUUCAAGGGCGUCGCUCGUAAGGAGAACCUAGUGGAGAUGCCCGACAAGCUGAGCCAGCUCAAGGUGGAACGAUCGCAAGAGGAGUUAGUGAAUCCACUGCGAAAGGAAGAAGAGCUCUUCAAGGACGAUCAGAAGAGUGACCAUCAGUUGCUGCGGGAGGUGCUGAGAGAUACCAGCUUCCAGAGGAAAUACAAUCUAAGACCCGUUGAUCUCGGCGGAGUUGGCACCGGCUACGUCGAGGAUAUGGAAGCCGGCGAAUGCGUGGGUGACCUCGCCCGCGAGCAGCUCGAGCCGGUCCUCAGUCUGGCCAUCCAACAAUUGCAGAAGGAUUUCGACAACACCUGCGUAGCCCUAGGCAUUCAUCCAGAACCGAGACGCUGGAGUGCGGCGGAUGUAGCGGCUUGGAUACAAUGGGCCAGACGGCAAUUGCAAUUGCCGCUGGUGCCGCUGGAGAGUUUCAACGUGGAUGGCGCGACGCUGGCCACCCUCACCGAGGAGGAAUUCUGCCAGAGAGCUCCUCAGUGCGGGAGCAUGUUGCACGCGCAGUUGGAGAUUUGGAAGGCCGCUGUCGAGGAGUCACCGCGGAACACUCUGGCUGCUUCCUGGACUCCCGCGGGGGUCGUCCAGUCCCCGAGUAGUGCCGUCACACCGCCGACUAUCGGAAAUACAACGACGGGCAGCCUCAAGGAAUCCCCAUGCGCCGUAGACUUCUCAGAUGACGAGGACGAGGAUAGCAGUUCCGGUCAGGGUGCGGGUGGAAGCGGCGCAACCAGCGGCGGUAAGAUGCGAAACAGUGGCAGCCACAUCCACUUGUGGCAGUUCCUGAAGGAACUGUUACAGAGCCCGGGCGUCCACGGUUCCUGCAUACGUUGGCUGGACCGCGGCAAGGGGGUCUUCAAGAUCGAGGACUCGGUGCGAGUGGCACGGCUCUGGGGCAAGCGCAAGAACCGGCCCGCCAUGAACUACGACAAGCUCAGCCGCAGUAUCCGGCAGUACUACAAGAAGGGCAUCAUGAAGAAGACGGAGCGCAGCCAGAGACUGGUGUACCAGUUCUGUCAUCCCUACUGUCUGUGAGGAAUUCCUCUUCCCGCUUGUCCUCCUUUUCCCCCAAGAGUCCCUUUGAGCCCCCUUGUUCGCGUGCUCGCGCGCACGCCUGCGAUUCUUCGGAGCGAAUGACUUCAGGAAGAGCCCCGCACGAGGAAAUCGAAAGGUAAAAAUUUUCGAGACGACGAUCCGCCGUGCUCGAUGUUAUCCCGCGAUGAUAACGUCGAGGCCACGGCCGGGUCCGCUUAGUACGCCCGUUUUGGGCGACCACUUUCGCCUUACGUUUAUUUCUCUCCCUUGUUCUUCUCCUCCUUUUUUCUUUUUCUCCGUUUCUUGCGUUGUUUACGAGUUUUUUUUUUUUUCUUUUUCUUUUUCUUUUUCUUUUUCUUUUAAUAAUGAUACGUAUACCUAUGCUAUUUCUCUCUUUUUUCUCUCUCUCUCUCUCUCUCUCUCUCUCUCUCUCUCUCUUUCUCUCUAUCGAAUCGCUCCUGCGCUUCGACGAGGCUUUCUUAUCGCGAAGCGAAGAUGCGAGUGGAUAGAGAUUCGCCAGAGAAAAGGGAAGAAAUGACUCUUUUCUCUUUAUUCUCACGAUCGCUUGUCGGCACCAGUUGUCAGAUGUCCUCGAGCUGUCCGAGCAAUAUUCUGAGCGUGCGGAACUAUUCGCUGCUGCUCGUGAUAUCUGUUCUUUCGAUGGAAGCAAUGAAACAGAGAUGGAACAUUCUAUUUUUUAUACCAAAAAUUUUUUCCAACCGCUACAAUCACCGUUCUUCCGUGCUCACGUCGCGAAACGAAAUUAAAUUAGAGAUUUAUCGAAGAAAUGUAUCAAAAACAUCGUUGAAACGUGACACUAGUCGCGACACUGAUAACGUUGUUUUAAUCAACAUUUUUGCAAUUUUAUAAUCUCUGGCAUGCGCAAAGUUCGGAAAAAUAUUUUUAUCACUUGAAGAGAUAUUUAUUAAGUCGUCGAGAGCGUGCCUUAGAUACGUGCCGUGGGCAUCGCGACGUAGGACGGAAAAUCUCGCUCGAUCAAGAGGCGCCCGUAGAUCAUCGAUCGAGAGAAUAAUUAAUCGACGAUCGUGUUGCGCUCGAGGCGUCCUAGACGCAACGGCUGGUGCUGGUGAUUUUGGUCCCAUAUAUCUAUGAUAUAUUAAAUGCUGUAUGUUCCAUGAACGAUUAGGCUUUAAGAUGACUUAGCUACGUAAGUGUGUAUCGGGGCUCACGUGAGCCACCCUUAGGUUACUCGAGAUUUUUUAUUUUUUUUCUUUCAUAUUUUCCUCUCUCGUUUGUGCAUCAUUACGACGUAGAAAUCGCGUCCAUCUCUUGUGCUUGUAAUUUCUCGCGCAUUGUAUUCUAUAUAGCUUUCCUUGCUCAUUAUUCUCGUUAUUCUUCGUUUAACGCAAGUCUGUUACUCUCGAGAUGAGAAAAAUUUUAUUGCACGUUUUUCCAUUUCUAUCGCACAAAUUGUCUGAAUAAUAUUCAUUCACGUAAUUCAUAUAAUUAAUAUGUUUGUUUUUUCCGUUACUUUCCUUAAGAAAACGUUAUCUUUAUAUAUUUGAACAAAUCUGAGAGAAAAUAUUUUAGCAAGCUUGUUAUUAUUAUUGCGAUUUUAAAUACGUUAUUUUAAUGGAUACAAUUAAUACGAUUAAUUUCGUGCAUUUUUCGACAUAGUUACGUAUAAGAUUUAUACUAACGCGUUCACGUUCGCUCACCGAUCGGUUGUACAUAUGGAUGUUUGCAGCAUAAUCAUUUUAUUCGUUUUAUCUUAUUUAUAUUAUUUUAUUCGAGUUUAUAUAUUUUAAAUAAGAUACGAUAAGACAAUCUUAUUGAAGAGCUCUUUAAUAUUUUGACGUGCCGUUGUCAACUCUGCGACUGAUAUCAAUUUCAUCUUUCUCAAUUUUCUUGCGUAAAUUGCGAAUUUGUAAUGUUACGGGGAUUAUUACGCGACCUUUCCUCGACCGCGCAAAGGUGCAAUUGAUGAACAGUGCAAUUACAUCUGUGCAUUCAUUAUCGUUGGACUUGAAUCAUUCUCAGUCCACUAUGACGUCAUUAUUCAGAAAUGUGACGAGUAGAAGAAAAAUGGGCUCCUUAGAAGGAAUUAAAUUAAAACGAUUUAUAUUCGAUUUAUAUAUAUAUAUAUAUAUAUAUAUAUAUAUAUAUAUAUAUAUUAUUACUUUUUUACAAAGUAUACACUGCUAAAUUUCAUCCUAUCAUUACAGUUAAUUAUUCUUUAUUUUUUUUGAUGCGCUUAAUGACAAGGCUACUAAUUUUAUGUAUUUACGCGAUAAUGUCGCGAAUAGACAUUUAUCAUAUAACGAGAGAUGAUUCUUUACUAAUGGCGUUUGGGCUGCUGAAAGAUUCGAGUCGAACUGUUUCGAAUGUAGAAAUUGAAGCCAAAGAACAUAUGGCGACGUGAAACGAGCGAAUUGCCAGGUAGUUCUAUCGAGGAAAUGGAUUUGCUCGCGUAAUUAGAUCGUAAAGUGCGCUUCCACGGCUGUUAGAUUUCUACGACACGUGCAUUAUUUUUUUUUUAUACGGCCUAGCAUGGAACGCUCGUCAAAUUGGAAGUAGACCGAGGCGGGACCUCGAAACUCGACUGUAACAAACUGUGUGUGUGAAAUUGAAAAAAUACCUUAAAUGUUAAUCAAUAUUUAUGAAUUAUUUCAUAGUUCUUUCGAUUUUUCGAAAGUCGCUAGGACAUGUCUUACGUUAAUAUUUCGUUUAUGUCAACGAGAAUCUUUAUUCAAAUUUGUUCUAUUAUUUUAUAUAAAAUUAGUAACUAGCAUAAAUAAUAUAAGAAAAAAUAUUUUAUUCUCUUAGUGGAACAACAUGAAUUCCAAAGUCGCUAAAAAUUUACAUUUAUAUGUCGAGAGUCACCAGACCGUUUCGUGCUAGGCUCUACCGCAUAUAUAUAUAUAUAUAUAUAUAUAUAUAUAUAUAUAUAUUGUAUAUUUUGUAAGUUUAAUGGUAAUUGAGCCUUCAAUUCCGUGAUAAAACCCGAAGGCGGGGAAGAUUUAUCCCCCAAAGAUUAAUCCCGUUGUAGCUACGAUAAUAGAAAGAGGAAUGAAAUUGAAGAGCGCGGUUACUUUUGCACAAUCAGUUAAAGAAGCGGGAAAUAAUAAAACCGGGUGAAAUAACAACGCAAAUAAUAUCGAAUAGAUCGCAAUUGCGCGCAAUAUAGUAUCGUAAUGUACGGCCCUUGUGUAUAUUUGUGUAAUCAACUGUUAUUUAUUAAAUUAUAACUCUUAAGGUAAAAUCGUAUAAAAAUAAGAAAUUGCGUUAAGAAGAACCAAUUUUUUUUGGUUGACAGUAUGUUGAGAUGAAAAUUGUCUGUCCAUUACAAAGGGCAAUAAGGCAAAUAUUAUUUUUGUAAAUAAUGUUUGUUAAUAGAUGUAUUUUUUAUAUAAAAUUGAAAAAAAAUUUUCAGCAAGAGCGUCUGAUAGUAAUAUUGAGACAUGAGCGAUUCAAAAAGAAAAAGUUUAUUGAAUUAAAUCACAAAAUUGCAAUUAUAGCCAAGAAGGCUUUAUUUUUCAAUUAAUUACACAAGUAGAUUUUAUUUUAGCAGAAUCGUAGCUUUUCAUUUUGUUAGAAACAAGAUAAUAUUUUUGUUUGACAGAAAAAAAUCAUUCUUCGCAUUAUUUAUUUCCAUUACCAAAUAUCUAAGAAGGAAUAAAUAUGUAUGAAAAACUGUUAUUAUUACUGGUAUUGGAAUUUAGAAAUUACCAGUGUAAUGAAUUUAUCUUGCUGAGAAUAAAAACGAAAUGUGGCAAAUUGAGAGAAAAUUGUGCUUCCAUUAUCUCAAUGAUCUUCGGAAAUCAGAAUAUAUUGACAGAUUGUUCAAUUAGUAGAUAAUUAUCGAUAUACGCGCAUGAAAAUGUACAUAUUCGCGACUCUAACGAGUAAUACUACAUAUAUAUAUAUAUAUAUAUAUAUAUAUAUAUAUAUAUAUAUAUCAUAUAUGUUUGUAUAAUAAUCGUAGGUUAAGCAUUACUGGUUUUAUAUGAGCAGAGAUUUAAUUAGAGCAUUAAGCGUUGAUUUCCUUAACUGCGAUCUUACUACAAAUAAAGACAUUGUUGUAUACAUAUGCAUAUAUUAUAUAUAUAUAUAUAUAUAUAUAUAUAUAUAUAUAUAUAUACUCAUGUUUUGACUGUUAUAAUGAGAUUAAGUUGGGUACGGCAUGAGAUAAUAGAUGAAAGCUCUUCUCAAAGCAUGCCGAUGUAUUGAGAUCGCGAGAACGCGACAUUUUCGAAAAUCUUCGCUGAAGAUAUAUAUAUAUAUAUAUAUAUAUAU